GUAAAAAUAUGUACUUUUUUAAUAAAAGAUCAUCUUGAGAGUAGCGAAAACACCAGCGCGCCAUCUAACAGAACGAAAAUGUCAUACGGAGUAGAAAUAUCUGAGAAUCACUGAGAGACGCGAGACUGAAUUUGGCGCGAAUUUGUCGUAAGUUCGUUGAAAGAAUUUUCCUGCGGUAUUCUUGCUAAUUAACGAUUCAUCCAAGCAAGAAAAUGCAGUCUUCUUCGAACAAGAGUACGGGUGAUAAAGUGGCGAAUAAAAAAAAAUCAUCGUUAAAAGGUAAGAACAUGGAGAAAGAGAAAUUGCUGGAAGAAAUACGAAUGCUGAGAUGUAUGAUCGAACAGGGCGAAUGGAACAUGGAGAAGUUGCGAUUCAAAGACGUGGAACACACGAUUGAGCCGCGAGACACACAGAUCUUACGCGUUAACAGAAUACCGAAUGUCGAAGUCCAACUGCAGAAUGAUUUGUACAGAUUCGCUGGUUUCCAUUGCGUCAAGUUUAAACGGUCGGAAAUUGUAUUUAAUUUUGUGUCGACUAACGAGCAACAAAAGGACAACACUUACGCUGUACAAAUCUUGGCAAAAGAUGGAAAAGGCAGUGUGGGAAAAUGGGUGAUGCCAAUGUCAGUUGAUAUGAAUCAAAUAUCGACCAAGAUACCGAUCGACAAUUUAAGAAACUUAAAUGCUUUCUUGAAAUAUUGCAAGCACAAUAUCGAUUGCUACAUCAUACGACAAGAGCAGUAUUUGUCGUUGAAGGAACAUACUUUGCAUAUGAAACACCUUGCUUUACAUUCUAAUAUAGGAUAUAUGGAAAUUAAUCUCGAAUUGUAUGGUGUAUACGAUAAGGAGGAUGAUAAAUAUAUAGAUUUGAUUGUAUACUUAUUGUACCAUUCUGAUGAAGCAAGACCAUAUAAGGUCGAAGUUGACACAACAGCGAAGAAGAAGCUAAGUGACGAAGCAAAGCAAAGAUUGAAAAUAUACUUGAAGGAGUUUAAAUUAUCCGAUCUGAGAACUGCAUUUGAUAAAGUGUUCAUGAAAAAUAAUUCUGCAUUUACAUGGACGCAAGCAGACGACAGUGAUAGUCCAUUGGAAAUUAAUGACACUAGCAUCUCCGACGAAGAAGGCUUUUUAGAACAAUUACAGUCAGAGCGAAAGAAAUCAUUAAGGGAAGCCAAAAGGAAACGUAUACUGCAGAAUAAAUGGAACGAAAGGAAAAAGCAAAAACGUUUUAUGGAAAUUGGUACAUCAUCAGAAGAUAAUAGAAAAGGAGAACAAAAAGAUAAUAGUAAUGAUAAUGCUCAUUCAAUGGUAGAAAUAUCACAUACUGAAAAACCACGUCAAAUUUCAGUAAAUAAGGAAGGAACUGAAGAAGCUGUAUCUUCCCUAAAACAACAAACUAAUGAAAACCAACUGGAACAAACCCCGAUGAAUAAAUCUAAAAGUAAAUUAAAACAGACAAAAUUAAAUUUCCAAGCUGCCCGAUCUGCAAAUUCUGACAAUGUAUAUAAAAAGUUGUCCCAAGCAAAACCACACAGUAAAUUUAACAGCAAGAGUCAGAAAGCAGCCAAGUUGAUCACUAGUACUCCAUUGAGGUACUCCAUGGCUCCUCGUGUCAUAUCUACUUUGGAGAUUGAUAAUAUUACUGAAAUUAUAUCUCCGCCAAAGAAAGCAGCAGGUCAUUCAAAUAACUCGAAGAACAGUCAGAACUUAAACAAUAAAAAAACUUGAACAAAAAUCCCAGAGCCAGUGAGAAAGAACGCUAAGGUAAUUAAAUGAUUGGCAAGUACACAUACUGUGAAAGAUGUUAAAUUCAAAACCUGAAAUAUGAAAAAUUGAGAAGUAAAAUAUAAAAUUAUUUAUAAAUACUAUUUACAAAAA
Dinoponera quadriceps is the source of this 1877-nucleotide messenger RNA. RefSeq names its product probable serine/threonine-protein kinase irlF. The coding region runs from base 213 to 1727 and encodes 504 amino acids. Lineage: Eukaryota; Metazoa; Arthropoda; Insecta; Hymenoptera; Formicidae. The record is from RefSeq and is a predicted model, not a curated record. The transcript has 4 exons.